Alligator mississippiensis (American alligator) is the source of this 7080-nucleotide messenger RNA. It is a transcript of the gene SACK1H, whose product is annotated as family with sequence similarity 83 member H. Gene Ontology annotation, molecular function: keratin filament binding. Gene Ontology annotation, biological process: intermediate filament cytoskeleton organization; protein localization to cytoskeleton; positive regulation of cell migration. The record is from RefSeq and is a predicted model, not a curated record. The coding region runs from base 157 to 3531 and encodes 1124 amino acids. The transcript is spliced from 5 exons. Lineage: Eukaryota; Metazoa; Chordata; Crocodylia; Alligatoridae. Gene Ontology annotation, cellular component: keratin filament.
CGCGUCUCCGGGCUUUGCGGCGUCCUCUUACUCAGCCGCGGCCAGGUGGAGCCGGCGCCGCCCGCCCGCCCGCCCGCCCCGACCGGCCGCCGCACGUCCGGGCGCGGAGCGACACCGCAGGCACCGCAGCUCCCUGGCCAGGUCCCCCUACCCCUCAUGGCUCGCCGGUCGCAGUGUUCUUCGCAGGGGGACAACCCCUUGGACCCCAACUAUCUCCCACCUCAUUACAAGGAGUAUUACCGUCUGGCGCUGGAUGUGCUGGCUGAGAAAGGGAAGGAAAGUUACCAGCAUUUCUUGACAGAGGAGGGAGCCCCUGACUUCCUCUGCAGCUCAGAGGUAGACCACAUCAUACAGCACCUUCAGAAGCCCCACUAUGCCAACCAGGAGAGUAGUAACACCGAUAUCGCACCGAGUGGCGACACAGAUGGAUCUUCUGGGACCUACUGGCCAGUGAACUCUGACCUUGCAGUGCCUGAGCUAGACCUGGGCUGGCCAAUGGUCUUUGGGUUCAGGGGGACAGAGGUGACUACCUUGGUGCAGCCACCACCUCCAGAUAAUCCCAGCAUCAAAGAAGAGGCCCGCAGGAUGAUCCGAGCAGCACAGCAGGUGGUAGCUAUAGUAAUGGACAUUUUUACGGAUGUGGAUCUGCUGAGUGAAGUGCUGGAUGCUGCUGCUCGCAGGGUCCCGGUUUAUAUUCUGCUGGAUGAAAUUAACUCUCAACUCUUCUUGGAUGCAGCUGCUAAGUGCAAAGUCAACCUGAACUGUGUGGAUUUCCUGCGGGUGCGGACAGUGGCUGGUCCCACAUAUUACUGCCGCACGGGGAUGUCGUUCCAAGGCCACUUGAAAGAGAAGUUCCUGCUGGUGGACUGCAUGGUGGUGCUGAGUGGUAACUACAGCUUCAUGUGGUCCUUUGAGAAGAUUCACAGGAGCAUUGCACACAUCUUCCAGGGGGAGCUGGUGUCCAGCUUUGACGAAGAAUUCCGCAUCCUCUUUGCACAGUCAGAACCCCUCAUUCCUCCAGCCAAUGUGUUGGUGAAGGCAGAGAAUCCAUUUCCUAUGGUCCCCUUUGGAAACAAUUCACCCUUCUUUGCAAACAAGUCACCCCAGAUGUUCCCAAGGGAGGAAAAUUUCUUGCUGCCUUCCUUCACGGACAGAGUGGAUCCAGACAGAUUCUUCCUGUCCAAUUUCAGGCGGGAUGACCUGAUGCGCCACACCAUGGAGGGGUCUGCCAUGCGCAUGUAUAAAAAGGUGGAAAUGGAGAACUCUCAGGUGGAUCCAGGCCGGGGGUUCCUCCGUGCCAAGCAGCUGGAGCUGGAUUCCUUCAAGCGGCACAGCUUUGCUGAAGGAACAUUUGAAAACUUUUCCUCCUCGAGGCAGUUUUCCAGGCAGAUGUUCAUGAACAACUUGGAUGAUUUUAAAAUCCAGUCCAACCAUUUUCAGAAGGACCAGUUCUACCAGUAUCAGUUUGAACAUCCCCAUGCUGGUGGCAGGCCUCAAGGGCUCUUUGAGAGAAUCCGAGGUGGCAGGGCAGGGUUCAAUGAGCUGGAGGACUAUGGUGAGGGCCCCAGGUACCCUGAACUUGAAUCCAAUCUCCCACAUGAGGGCUUCCCCUUGCGGUUGGAUUACGUACCCUCAAACUCUUCCAGGGAAGUGAAGCAUGGCUCAGACCACAUGAACCCUGCGGGCAACGGCCCACUGGGAACAAUGGCUCUAAGGAGGCAAAAUAUAGGGCAGAAAUUCAUGUGCCAGACAUCACCCACACAGAAAUACAGCCUGGAGCAACGCUUGUUUUUGCAAGACAAAGACCAGGAUCCAGAUCAGGACAAGAAAGUCCAGGAAAAUAGAACUGGUCUGCGCAACUGGAGGAUUUCUUCCUACCUGAGUGGGUACCAGUCUGAGCCAGGAGGAGAAGGUCUCCCAAUGCCAAUGGAAUCUGAGGCCUAUAACGAUGUCCUGGGGGAGCCCAUCCCAAAGUACACUGGUGAGCUGUUCCCAGCCUUCAAGUCCCCCUUGCCAUUUAGCAAGUCACUGGCACUUAACAGUGCUAAAGAAUCUGCAGGUGCUGACAAGGCAGGUGAGGAGGCCUCCCCUGUGAAACAGGAUUCCUUCAGGUCCAGGAUAAAUCCCAUAAUCCAGAGGACCUCAAGACUCAGGUCCUCUCUGAUUUUUAGUGGUGCCAAGUUAGAGCCACAGAACACAGCAGAGAAGGUUCAGAUGAUCCAAAAGGAGCAAAUGUCCAGUGAAACAAUAAAAGACAAUGAAACCAUAAAGACAACCACCUCUGCUAAAGUGGCAGAGCUCUUGGAGAAAUGCAGAACAGGGGGCAGAGAUACAGUCAGCCACACCAAAGCUGUUUCUAGUUUUCUCCAGGAAGAAUCACAGAAUGCAGAGAAGAAAUGUACAAAAUCCCUGCAAUACAAGAUCUUGGAGAGCAGGAUGGUAGACACAAAAGAAGCAUGUGCUACUUAUAAAAUGCACACAGAUGCUGAGAAGCAGUUUGGCAUGGCUCCAUCAGCCACCAGGCUCCUCGAAACAUUAAGCAAAGAUCCCAUAGUACAUAUGAGCAAUAAAGAGACCAAGCUGGCUUCUCGGUUCUACUCUGCAGAGAAUAAACCUGCUCUUCCAGAGAAGGAGAGCCUUUUAUUUGUAGGAGACACUCAGAAACUUGCUCUUCCAGAGAAGAAGGAAAAGCGGAUGCUCCAAGAGGACACCCAGAAACUACCAAAUGUAGAACUAAAGAAAUCACAGGCAAGGAUAAGCACCACAUCAACUGUUGAGAGUUUAUCCAGGAAACAUGGAUCUGAGAGCUCUCUCAAUAUGUCUGAGGAAGAGGGCUCGAAACAGGAGCCAAAUCCAAUAGAAUUUUUUAGGAAAGGGUCACUAAGGUUGAAGCAGUUCCUGCAACCAAAAGGUGAAAAGAAAUCAGAAGAAGAAGCUAUUCCUGAGACUGGGAAGCCUGACAAACAGAACAUGACCUUCAAACGAACUUCUCAGGGGGUUAGCCAAGAAAUGAUGGAGGAAGAGAAAUCUCAGAAGUUCACAACAGUUGCCCCCAAAAGCAACCAAGCUCCUCAGACCAGGUUUGCUUCAUCCACAGCUAAUGCCCUAUAUAGCAGCAACCUCCGUGAUGACACCAAGGUAAUUUUGGAGCAAAUUUCUGCCAAUAGUCAAAAGAACAGAGCUGAACUAGCCAGGCAACUACCAUCUACUAGUAACCCUGAUCUUUCCAAGUCCACCACCAGCUUGGACAGCAAAGGUGAGAAAGAGAAAAAUUGCAACAUCAACAGAUCAGAGAGUUUUAGCAGCCACAGGAGGAAUCUUCAGAGGCAACCAUCAGAGGACAGAGACACCCUGCUGAAAAAAAUGGAGAGUAUGCGGAAGGAGAAACGAGUCUACAGUAGGUUUGAGGUCUUCUGCAAGAAGGAAGAUCAAACAAGUCAUAAUGAAGAGGAAUACGACACAGAUGCCAAAGACAAGAAAAUGGGAAAAUUCAUGCCCAAACUCCUGGGAACCUUCAAAACCAAAAAGUGACCUUAGAAAUGCUGCCUAAUUCCAGCUGCUGGGGCCAUAACCACAUGUCAGAGGGAGAGGAGGUUACACUGCUAAGAUGGACACCAGCAAUGCAUGGAAUACCCCUUGGAGGAUAAGUAGCAAUACACACAGCACUGCACUCCUGCACCAUGACCUGCACCACAAAGUCACAGGGUGCAGGGUAAUCAAUGCAAUAUGAUACUAAUUAAAAAAAAUAAAUUAUCUAAUUGUAAGAAGAGAAAAAGAUAAAAUAGAGUCUGUAUGAUCCACUCAGGGAACUUCCUGCUCUCAGGGAGGGGAAAAAUACCAAUUCAAAACUCUGUCCUGAGCUAGGGAAAUCUGUGCUUCUCACUGAAAGAACAAUGCUGAUUUUUCAGCUGUUUCUCAAGUCCAGGUCCAUUUUCUCUAGUGCCAGGAAGAGUUUUAAAGCUCCCAAGAUAAAGACCUUUCUGUAAACUCUGUGUCUCUACCUGUGGCGAUGGCCCUGACCAUCAGCAUGUGUACAUUUUUUGUACUUAGCAUUUUAUUUUUUUUUAACUGUAAUUGGAAAUGCACUUACAUGUUACAGGAGCAGCCUGAGCAGGCAACUGGAAGGCAGCAAGCAAGGGAAUUGACAGGAUACAUGGGCAUAGAAAGUGUAUCCAAGACUGCAGUGUAGAUAAGCUGAGCUAGUGGGUAGCUGAAUUAUGCUUGUACAAUGCAGCCUUCACCAAACAGAAGCUUCCUUGAGACAGUGCCUUCACAAACAGGUGUCUUCACUCAGGGAGGUGUUUGUAGCAGAGGAUAAGCCAUUUCAAGUGCUGGCAGGUCCCUCACUGUGCUAGGAAGGGAGACAGGGUUCAGAGAAAAGAAUGGAAAAACUGAGCUUUGUUGUAAAAUGAUCCUUUUUGUAAGCUCAGGAAUGGUUUAUUUCUCAUAUAUUUCUUUCUGGUGUUUAGUACCAAGGCUGACUAUGCAGCUCUUUCAGGGGCGCAGACAGAAGUGACAGUUUUCACCUGAAUGGCCACAGAAAGUGGUCUAUAGCCAUGACCAAACACAAGUGUAUGGCUGAAGACUGCUUAAAAAUGGCUGAUCAGGUGAAAAUCUGAACCUUCAUUGCAUGAGGGGUCAGAUGAAGACAUUUUAAAACAGAACAUCAUAUGCAACUUGUGUCUGCACUGUCCCCCACACCUGUUUUCAGAAUGGGAGGGGAAAUGUUGCAGAGGGGGUUUGGUUUGGGGGGUUUUCAGCCCGCACUAGAGGGUUGGGAGAGUGUAUUGGAGCCCCCUGAGGCAGGGGAGCUCCAAUUCACCCCCAUCCCUCCAGUGCUGGCUGGGGAACCCCUAGAAAGAGCUCCCUCUGCUAGCGCCCCACCCAUUUUGCAAACAGCCAGGGCUGGCAGGGGCCCUUGCUAAGGGAAACUAGUGCAGGCUGCAACCCAGCUAGAUUCCCUUCUCCCUUGGAUCCAGCAGUGGACUUCUGCUUGGUCCGGUGAAUCGUUAACUCAGAACAAAGCCUUCUCAGUUACAGCAGGGAGCUGCACAUCUGUCUGCGCCGAGAGCCUAGCCUAGUCUGUACAAUUCACACUGUGAUACUGAAUUGUUUGGCAGGGUGGGGGGUGGAGGGUGUAAAAAACCUGCUGUACUUAAGGUUUGCUACCUUGGGUCUGUUUUCUUCAGGGUUAAGAAGACUAACCUAAGGGCUGCCCCCCUUAGACUUGCCACAGCAGCUGUAGCAGUCUCUGUGCUGGGAAUUAUAGCUGAUUUCACGUAUUUAUUUAUGCUGUAAACAGACUUACUUGAUUAAUUAAAAAUGGAACAGAUAAGAGAUCAUAGCAAGCUCAAAUCCACAGAAGGUGAAUCUAUUGGCAAGGAAGGACACCUGGGUCACAAGGCAUACCUAAUCCAUUUGAGACUGGGCCAGUUGUGCUCAACACCAGCCCAUACCAGAUCCAGCUUGCAGGACUGACACGUGGCUUGUGGGGCUCUCCACACGUCUGGAAGUUUGGCAGCAGGGGAGCAGUGGCAGCAUUAAGUGCUAGAGUCAUGGUAAUUAAUGCUGCCACUGCUUGCUCGCUGUCAAAUUUCCAGACCUGUGGGGAGCCCUGUGGGCCAGAUGACAUGGGUUGAAAAUGCUAGACUGGGUUGGGCCAGAUAUGGCCCAUGGUGUAGGGCCAGUACAGGGAGUCACUGCAGCUGCACCAUCCUUGCACUAUUCAUCCAGGCCACAGGGCUGGAAGGUUGAGCAGCACUGGACAAGGGAAGAUGAAUGGGCUUUACCCAUGUUGGCCACCUGCCUCCCUCCACGUGCUGACUGUCAGAAGUCCCAGUCCUCAUUGUAUUAUGGCUCUCUCCCAUCACCUACACUCUAGGCUGGCUUCUUACUGCAAGCAGCUGCCUUAACCUGUUCUGUUUCUGAAGCAGAAGAUGUCAGGGCAGACACCUACAAACACUCCAGCUGCUCCUUGGUUCACCAAACAGCAAACAAGGUCCUAGGUUCAGUAAAAACUAACAGCAACACAAGAGGAAACAGCCUCUCACAGCUAUAUCCAGGGUCCAGUCAAUGAGGCAACAAUCAAACAGUCCUCAAGGAGGAGGCAGACCAUCCCUUUGACACCUCCCUUUUCCUCUCAUAUCCUCUAUGUGGGGAAGUCUUUUCAGUCCCAGCCAGAAAUCUCUCUCUCUAAUCAUGCACUCCUUUUCAUGUUCCAUCUGCUGCCUAAGUUGGGAAUGAGACGGAACAAGUCUUCUGAGUUUUCUUGUGUACUCCAGCAAGACUGGCACAAGUUGAUGCCCCAUCCAUGAUCACUCACAGGUGUUGCACCUCUAACCUAAUUCAGCAAACCUAAUUCAGAUGUGUAGACAACAGGAAAGGCAUGGAGCAAGCUGAAUGCCAGCAGCUGUGGGGAACAUGCCCUCCAAGCCACCCCAGAUAUGAGGCAGUAAAGUCACAUUGCUGGCACACCCCACAACCACUAUGGAUGACACCAGAGACUGACAGCAUGAGAGCGGCAGCAGGGGAUACCCUCAAGUGAGUGUUACUGCCUCUUUUUGAGGACUGGUGCACAGUGAGUGUUCCCAUGGUAGUGGGCUCUACCUAAAUCAAAUAACUUUUCAGUGACAAAUGCUGGCUGGUUUCUUGCUUGGAGGAAGCCUGGUAAUAUAAAGCUCUGAGAGGCACAGGUCUCUAAUUUGCAGAACAGCUUAUUUUGGAGGCUUCACCAUUUAGGACAGAAUUAUCGCCAAUUAGCAAGAUAAUAUACAAUUUUUCAUGUGAACAGUUCAACCCAGACACACACAUAAGCCCCCCAAAAUAGAAGCACCUAGAUGGAGAGGAGCUGCCUAGAAAUAAACAAGCCCCUCAGGCUCUGUAAUAAGUUUAUGCUGCAAAUACUACUAGGGAACUGCUGGCAUAAGUGUUUGCACAGCAAAACAGUCUUGUUUCUGUGUGGAGCCACAAUCCUUCUCUUGUACAUUUUCUGUGCUACUGUUGUAUAUUAAGAGGAUACUAUCCAAGCAGUUCUGUAUAUUGUGGAGCAUUAAAUAAAACAUUCACUUACUAAAGAACAAU